UUGCCUGUGCCCGUGUGAGUUCUGCCAAGUCGCCGUCGGUCACAGCCACUUUUCCACUCUCCAUAAAGCCAGCCCUUUUGCAUAUUCCACUGGCAGGCAUUAGAUGUUGAAAAUUCCCACCCAGUCACCAACGCUGCCUUGCUGGGGCAUCUAAUUCCAUCCAUCCUCUGGCAGCCGUGGCGGUGGGUCGCCCCGUCCUGGGCUCGAGCUUACACGCCAAAAGCAAAUAAAAAGGCACAGCUGGCUUUUAGUGCGGUCCGCUGCUGCACUUGGGUGCUGCUUGGGAGACGCUCUGCUGCGAGCCAUGCGCUGCUGGCCCUGAACCCUCACUCGACCCAGACAAGGACAAGAAUAAAAUCAGCAAGAUGCCUUCUCAGGCUGCGCCCGCCACCAACGGCCAGGCUCCCAUCGUGGCUCCCCCGGCCAAGGCUCUGGCCGAGUUCCUGCAGCCACUACGCAUCGACGCCGCCCUCAUCCACAAGCUCGCGCAGGACCUGAGCGAAACCUUUGUCCAUCUGGCCGCCAAUUCGGACGACCAGUUCCUGCCCACGCCCAUCUCGCAGUCGAUAUUAUCACACCCUAUCGACGAUAUCACCUCGGGCCCACAUUUGGCUAUUGAUAUCGGCGGCACAAAUCUCCGCGUUGCCUUCGUGGAGCUGGCACAUGAUGCGCCGCAGGACAGCGAAGCAGAGAACCAGCCCCUGCGCAGGCACCUCGAGCACAGUUGGCCCAUCGGCGAGCACCUGAAGAAUGAGAACGCCAAGGGCCUGUUUGCCUGGAUCGGCGCCCGCAUCGCCCAAGUCGUGGCCAAGGCAUGCGCUCAGCAGCUUCGCGGCAUCGCUGCCGCCACCGAACUCCCCCUCGGCGUCACCUUCAGCUUCCCCAUGGACCAGGAAACCCUCAACACGGCCUCGCUGCGCCAGAUGGGCAAAGGAUUCGCCAUAACCUCGCGCCUAGAUCUCGGCCAGCACCUGCUCGACGGCUACGAGUCCAGCCGCGGCAAGCUGCCUCGCAUCCGCAUCGCCGCCAUCACCAACGACGCCGUCGCCACCCUGCUUUCCUUCAUGCAUCAGUUUUCGGCGUCGUCGACAUCGCGGACGGCAACGGCGGCGGCGGCGAUCCAACGGCGGCCUGUCAUGGGCCUCAUCUGCGGCACCGGUUGCAACGCGACCGUGUUCAUGGGUCUCGGGGGCCUCAAGCAGAGCAAGCGCCCCAAGAAGGUGCAGACCUUGCCGGGAGACGGCGGCGGCGGCGGCGAGCAACUGAGCAUCGCCGUCAACACGGAGUGGUCCAUCAACGGGUCCGCCGGCCCCCUGCGCAACAACGGUCUCGUCAGCCGCUGGGACGACAUGGUCAGCGCCGCAGCCGAGAAGCCGGGCUUCCAGCCGCUCGAGUACAUGACGGCCGGCCUCUACCUGGGCGAGAUUGGCCGCCUCGCGCUCGUGGACUACCUGACCAACGUGCUCAGAAAGGACCCCAAGGCGUUUCCGGAGAAGCUGCUGCGGCGCUUCGAGCCCCGCAACACGACGUUCCUCAGCCACUUCAGCCCAGGCCAGGAUGGGAACUGGUCGGGCCUGGUGGACCGGCUGAACGACGAGUUCCCUACGGGCGGCGCGCAGCGGCCGCUCGAGGGCAUCGAGAACCGCCCAACGGCAACGGCGGCAGCGGCUGGGUUCCGCUGGACCGAGGACAUGGCGCAGGCCCUGUACCACAUCGCGCGGGCCAUCGAGUUCCGCGCCGCCGGCAUCAUCGCGGCGUCCACGGUCGGGCUCCUCCGGUGCUCGGGCGCGCUCCCGUCGGCCGCCGAACUGGCGGCGGCCGGCGCCGCCGAGCUGCACCUCGGCGUCGGCUACACGGGUGGCUGCAUCACAAACUUUCAGGACUACCUGCAGCACUGCCAGGAGCUGCUCGACGAGCUCGUCGCGCGCGAGUACGGCGACGACGACGGCUGCUCGACUCGGGUGCGCAUCGUGCUGGAGCCCUGCCACGACGGCGGCAUAGACGGCGCGGGCAUCCUGGUCCCUGCUGCCGUGGCCUCGGGGAUUUAGAGAGCGUGUUUGGUGGCCUGGGGGCGUUGCUCUGGUCUUGACAUGCCACGUAGAAUAGAGGGGGGGUGAUACAAGGAUUUCGCCAUGUCUUUUUUUUUUCUUCUUCUCUGCUUCUCCCGUUCUGAAUGGCGAACGCCAGACAUUUCCAUGUACUUUUAGUGGUAUCGAGGUGAUGGGUCAAAGGGGACGAUCAUAUCGAGAUGCCGAUGCGAUGGGCUAAUACAUUUAUGAUUUCAGUUUGGGUAUCGAUGGCGGUGAUAUCGCC
This is a messenger RNA of Gaeumannomyces tritici R3-111a-1, 2313 nucleotides long. RefSeq lists its product as hypothetical. The record is from RefSeq and is a predicted model, not a curated record. Gene Ontology annotation, cellular component: cytosol; mitochondrion. Gene Ontology annotation, biological process: intracellular glucose homeostasis; glucose 6-phosphate metabolic process; glycolytic process. Gene Ontology annotation, molecular function: D-glucose binding; ATP binding; mannokinase activity. NCBI's taxonomy places the organism in Eukaryota, Fungi, Ascomycota, Sordariomycetes, Magnaporthales, Magnaporthaceae. The transcript has 3 exons. The coding region runs from base 366 to 2048 and encodes 560 amino acids.